AUGCUGGGAAACGAGGUGUGCAGCGUCUGUGGGGACAAGGCCUCCGGCUUCCACUACAACGUUUUGAGCUGUGAGGGCUGCAAGGGCUUUUUCCGGCGCAGCGUGAUCAAGAGCGCCCAGUACUCCUGUAAGAACAGCGGCCGCUGCGAGAUGGACAUGUACAUGCGCCGCAAGUGCCAGCAGUGCCGGCUGCGCAAGUGCCGGGAGGCCGGGAUGCUGGAGCAGUGUGAGUUUACCCGAAUCCAAGAUGGAGGACGCCUCCGCUCUCCUCCCUCUGAGCUGGAUUCCGAGCAAAUCCGGCUGAAGAAGAUGAAGAAGCAGGAGGAGGAAACGGCCCGCACCUCCGCCGUGGUCACCCCCACCCCCCCGCAGGAGGCCGCGACCCUUGACCCCCAGCAGCAGGAGAUGAUCGAGAAGCUGCCGUGGCCGCAGAGCCAGGACCCGCAGAACCGGGAGGUGCGGCAGCAGCGCUUCGCCCACUUCACCGAGCUCGCCAUCAUGUCGGUUCAGGAGAUCGUGGACUUCGCUAAACAGCUGCCGGGUUUCCUGGAGCUCACCAGAGAGGAUCAGAUCGCCCUGUUGAAAACGUCUACCAUCGAGAUUAUGCUCCUGGAGACGUCCCGGCGGUACAACCCCACCAUCGACAGCAUCACGUUCCUGAAGGAUUUCAGCUACAAUAAGGAGGAUUUCGCCAAAGCAGGGCUUCAGUUUGAGUUCAUAAACCCCAUCUUUGAGUUUUCCAAAGGAAUGAACGACCUGCAUCUUGACGAGGCUGAAUACGCUCUGCUCAUUGCUAUCAACAUCUUCUCUGCA
This is a messenger RNA of Menidia menidia (Atlantic silverside), 813 nucleotides long. NCBI's taxonomy places the organism in Eukaryota, Metazoa, Chordata, Actinopteri, Atheriniformes, Atherinopsidae. The record is from the annotation of a GenBank genome assembly.